Fusarium oxysporum Fo47 is the source of this 888-nucleotide messenger RNA. Its product is annotated as C2H2-type zinc finger protein. The transcript has 4 exons. Lineage: Eukaryota; Fungi; Ascomycota; Sordariomycetes; Hypocreales; Nectriaceae. Bases 1 to 888 code for a protein of 295 amino acids. Gene Ontology annotation, biological process: positive regulation of transcription by RNA polymerase II. The record is from RefSeq and is a predicted model, not a curated record. Gene Ontology annotation, cellular component: nucleus.
AUGUCGGUUACGUCUACGCCCGGUAUCGAUCCCAGUCGUGCCAAGUCACCUUCGGCAUACUCGAGUAAUCUUUCAUGCAGCUGGAAUGCCUGCAAAGAAAAGUUUAGCAGCCCAGAGUUACUUUAUGAGCACCUUUGUGAGUGGCACGUUGGUCGCAAAAAUACCAACCUCAACUUUACUUGCCGGUGGGUCAGAUGCCCGACUACAACAUCGAAGAGAGAGCAUAUGGUUUCGCACAUGCGCGUUCAUGUGCCGCUGAGACCUCAUGAAUGCAAAAACUGCGGCAAGUGCUUUAAGCGCCCCCAGGAUCUCAAGAAACAUCUCAAAUCCUAUGCCCAUAACCUGACUCUGACCGGGCCGCCUCAGGAACCCCAGGGGCGACAUACUUAUAGACUACUGUCUCGAAGUGGUCCUGUUCCAUGUUAUGAUCAGUAUAACCAGCUACAUUUCAACGACACCAUAUCUCCUCACCAGGCUGGACAGUCUAAGCAUCACGACCCUCCCCAGCCCACCUCCAUUAGCUCUGGUCUCAAGUUCAAUCCGCCUGCCGUGAACGACGUCUACGCUGAGCACUUCAGAUGUAAUAGCGCGCCUGAAGGCUAUGAGCAUUUACAUACACUUGGACUGGUCGAUGACUUUUUCGAUAAAGCCAAGCGCCGCCAAAUUUCCCCAUCGUCCUAUGCCGAAAUCGACCACUUCCUAGUGCCUCUGCGAGGAUCCCUUUCGGUCCCCAAUGCUUGUAUAACCGCGCCGCACCGGUACACUCCUCCGCCAACAAACAUAGCUGUCGUUUGCACGGAUACCAACCCACGCCAGAAUUUACUGAGACAGCAAUACGAUGCGUCCGUGUCUCGCGUUCAUACUCCAGGAGGCUUCCACACGCGUUGA